Messenger RNA from Notolabrus celidotus (New Zealand spotty), 2495 nucleotides. It is a transcript of the gene abcf3, whose product is annotated as ATP-binding cassette, sub-family F (GCN20), member 3. Gene Ontology annotation, molecular function: ATP hydrolysis activity; ATP binding. The record is from RefSeq and is a predicted model, not a curated record. The annotation marks the transcript as partial. Lineage: Eukaryota; Metazoa; Chordata; Actinopteri; Labriformes; Labridae. The transcript is spliced from 20 exons.
ACUGUACUUUUAACAGUGGUUUGUGGAGAAGGUUUGUCCCUGCAGCACAUAAAGCUCUGUGUGGUCUGUGUUUCAGGCGUGUUAGACAGCGGCGGGCCAGAUUUUGAGGAUGGAGACGAGGUUUAUGAAGCCAUCGGAGGAGUCCUGCAGGAGGUGUCAAUCGACAGUAAAAACGAGGAUGACGUCAGAGACAUCUGCCUCCAGAUGUUCAACACUCUGCAGCUGAAUCACCAUCAUGGCUCUGCUAAGCAGGUGUUGUUGGACGCUCCUGUGCAGCUCUCUCAGAUCUCUGCAGAUAACGUCACUCCAGCAGACGAUGUGACGGGGAUCUGGAUGAUGAAACGAGCCCAGAACACGACGGUGAACGCCAAGAAACUGGAGAAGGCCGAGGCGAAGCUGAAAGCCAAACACGAGCGCAGGAACGAGAAGGACUCCCAGAAAGGCACCAGUCCACUAGUCCUAGAGGAGGCGUCGGCGAGUCAGGCCAGCAGUAAGAAGGAUAACCGCGUCGACCAAUCAGGGAAGAACCGAAGCUACGACAUCCGCAUCGAGAACUUUGACGUGUCCUUUGGCGAGAGGUGUUUGCUGCAGGGGGCGGAGCUCUCCCUGGCGUCAGGCAGACGGUACGGCCUGAUUGGUCGGAACGGUUUGGGGAAAACUACCCUGUUGAAGAUGCUGGCCAGCCGGAACCUCCGCGUCCCCGCUCACAUCUCCAUCCUCCACGUGGAACAGGAAGUGGCGGGAGACGAGACCACAGCGCUGCAGAGCGUGUUGGAGAGCGACACGCUGAGGGAGGGGCUGCUGGGCGAGGAGAAGAGGCUCAACGCUCGCAUCGCCAAUGGAACUGCUGACGGGAUGGAGAGCGUCCGCCUGUCAGAGAUCUACGGCAAGCUGGAGGAGAUUGAAGCUGACAAAGCUCCGGCGAGAGCCUCCGUCAUCCUGGCUGGACUUGGAUUCUCACCCAGAAUGCAACAGCAGACUACAAAGGAGUUCUCAGGAGGAUGGAGGAUGAGGUUGGCGUUGGCCAGAGCUCUUUUUGCUCGACCGGACCUGCUGCUGCUGGACGAGCCGACCAACAUGCUGGAUGUGAGAGCCAUCCUGUGGUUAGAGAACUACCUGCAGACGUGGCAGUCCACCAUCCUGGUCGUCUCCCACGACCGGAACUUCCUGAACGCCGUGGUUACCGACAUCAUCCACCUGCAUUCGCAGAACCUGGACAGUUACCGUGGCGACUACGAAAACUUUAUUAAAACCAAAGAAGACCGACUGAAGAACCAGCAGAGAGAGUACGACGCCCAGCUGCAGUACAGACAACACAUACAGGUGUUCAUUGAUAGAUUUCGGUACAACGCCAACAGAGCUGCUCAGGUGCAGAGCAAACUCAAACUGCUGGAGAGGCUACCUGAACUGAAGCCCCUUGAAAAAGAAACAGAGGUCACUUUAAGGUUUCCAGAUAACUUUGAGAAGUUGUCUCCGCCCAUCCUGCAGCUGGAUGAGGUGGAGUUUCAUUACUCUGCAGACCUGCGGCUGUUCUCUGGACUCAACCUGUCCGCCGACCUCGAGUCUCGCAUCUGUAUCGUCGGUGAAAACGGCGCUGGGAAAUCCACUAUCCUUAAACUGCUGAUGGGCGAGCUGACGCCGGUGAACGGAGUCAGACAAGCUCACAGGAACUUAAAGAUCGGUUACUUCAGCCAGCAUCACGUGGACCAGCUGGACCUGAACGUCUGCUCCGUGGAGCUGCUGCUCAACAAGUUCCCCGGUCGGACGGAGGAGGAGUACCGUCACCAGCUGGGGGGGUACGGUAUCACCGGGGAGCUCUCCACGAGGCCGGUGGCGAGUCUGUCGGGGGGGCAGAAGAGCCGGGUGGCGUUUGCACAGAUGACCAUGCCUUGUCCAAACUUCUACAUCCUCGAUGAGCCGACAAACCACCUGGACAUGGAGACCAUCGAGGCGCUGGCCAAAGCUCUCAACAAGUUUAAAGGCGGGGUCAUCCUGGUGUCUCACGACGAGCGUCUGAUCCGCUUGGUGUGUAAGGAGCUGUGGGUGUGUGAAGCCGGGAAAGUCACUCGCAUCGACGGCGGGUUUGACGAGUACCGGGACAUCCUGCAGGAGCAGUUCAGGAAGGAGGGUUACCUGUGAGGCUCCGCCCACUGCUGACUGACUGCACCCACAACUAACAUAACCCGCCCCCUUCAUAACGACACCUGUCACAGCAGCCAAUCAGGCGUCAGAGCAGAGCGAAGAAGGUGUUCUUCUCUGAACUGUCUCACCUGCUGCAUCAGGUGACCAUGCUCUGCGAGCUGAUUGGUGGUUGGGGUUCACCUGGUGAGGUCACGGUGACCUCUGGAGGAGGAGGAGCCAUCCUGAGCGACCUGGAGUUUAUCGUCACUUUAAACCUGGUUUUGUUUUGUACCAUCGAGUCGUGCAGGUUUGAGGUUCUGUCGGCUUUUAAAGGACCGGACCGCCAAACGACAAUAAAAACAUCUGAUCAUGUG